AUGAAGAUCAGCGGCCUCUGUGUGCUCACCCUGACCAUCCUCCUUUGCCUCCACAAGGAUCAGGCUGGAAACAUGAACAGAAAACUGACACCAAAACCUGGAUAUUGCCCGGAGUUUCAUCUUCGGUGUGAUUUCACAUUUAUUCCUCUGUGUCACCACGACAGACGUUGUAAGGGGGACAAGAAGUGUUGCUUCUACAACUGUAUAUUCAAGUGCAUGGAACCAUGGUGGACUUUGGAUUGA
Orycteropus afer afer is the source of this 243-nucleotide messenger RNA. The record is from RefSeq and is a predicted model, not a curated record. NCBI's taxonomy places the organism in Eukaryota, Metazoa, Chordata, Mammalia, Tubulidentata, Orycteropodidae.